AUGGCAGAUCUGAGAGGCCACCCUGGGCAUUCGGGCAUGUGGUCAAGUUAUGGUGGUUCAGUGCACAUCCCGGGUCGGGUCCCCGAUUCCAUGCCGUCAACUUCCUCGCCGCUCUCUGGACGAACCAGCAGCAACCACACGGAGAUGGACCAGCCUUCGUACUCCUACAGUCGAUACCCUCCGGACGACCAAGAGGCGUAUGAGAGGUCAGCGCAUCCGGAAAUCGUCUCUCAUCACGGCUACCCCAAUCUCAAGAGGUCCUUUUCCGAGACGGAGCCACCCGCGUAUCAGGAGAUCGUCCAGGAUCUCCGCGACGACAACUCCAAGAUGAGCGCCAGCCACGAGCACAAGCUCUUGGCCUUUAAGAGGACCCAGGACAAGAACACCAUCGUCGACCAGCAAGGCCGUGUGCAGCAGCUCGAAUUGUCUGCUCAGCUUCACGGCAUGUUUUUCCUUUCGGAAAUGCCCACAAGCACAGCCGACGGCUCGCUUCGACAGCCGGAACUGACCUGCUACCGGAGAAAUCUCUUCCAGAUCAGCGGCUCCCUUGUAACUCCGCGUGGUCAGCUCUCUGUCAUCACCGAGGCGGGAGAAACUGUGGCAGUAAACAGCACCGAGGUCACCAUCUCGGCCAUCGAGUCUGUCGAUGGCAACCCCGUCCGGUUGAUUGUUAUCCCUUGGAAGACACCUCCACCAAACUCGCCCGAGACCAACCAGAGUCCUGACCAAGAACCCCAAUCCCUCCCUCUGAUUCCCUUCCAGGAAGAUGGAACAGAAGCGGAAGGGGAGUUUGCCGUGUACCCCAUCGGCUGGCGUCGACUGCAGUUUAGAAUAGAAUCAAGCGCGACAGCAAACAACGGUCGACGAAAGGAACUUCAGCAGCAUUUCGUAUUGCACUUGAAGGUGGUUGGAACCUUGGCCAACGGCACCAAGGCUGUAUUGACGGAGUCCACGACUGCGCCUAUCGUGGUGCGAGGCCGAAGCCCUCGCAACUUUCAGGCCCGCAAGGAGAUCCCUCUUCUGGGAUCAAGCGCAGGAUCCCGUGGACAAGCCCUUGUGGAAACUGGGCUGGGCGUUGUUGCAGGACCGUUGAGUGCGAAGCACCAGGAAAAGGCCAGAGGCAUCGACACACAGCUACCGCGAACCGCGUUUACCUUUAGCGCGCCUAAAAUGCCCGGCACCCAGCUAGGGCCCAUACGAUCCAAUUCGUACCCAACUUGGACGUCGCCGACUCAGGUGCCAAUGGGACAGGUUCCGUCCUCUGGUCCUGAGAGUUAUCCACCGGCGACAAUGGGACCCCUUACAGGGACCACCAACUUUACUGCCGAACCACAAGGGCUGCCUAUCCAAACGUCGAUGGAGCCAUCCGUGCCGCUCUCCAUGGUGGCCACGGACUCGGAGCACCCACCGGUUCGGUCUCAAUACACCUACAUGCAGUCAACGACAGCUCCUCCGCAACUGUCGAUUCACACGGCGCCGCUCGGCGGUCACGAGCACGCAAUGAACAUUCCUCGCUAUGUCGACAAUCCGCGACCACUUAAGAGUCCCCGUCAUAUGAGUCACCCAUCCAUACGCAGCGCGGGCUCGAUAGCGAACAACGAUGCCUCCCCUGAGUACCGAUACGGGUCAUACGCACCUGUCCACACAAGCCCUAGCGAUGUGGCGCAACCGGGCUACAACGCUGAGUCGUCUGCGCCGCCAUCGGUCCCGGCGAGGGACUACUACCCACCCUCGAACACUUGGACGACGGCAGCGGGAGAGCACAGCAACAGCAUCGCGUACGCCAGCAAUGAAGCGCGUCCGUACCCAUUCCCCCAAGACCAGUACAAAAACAACACGGCCGGCGCUUCGCCAGUCAAGACAGAGUCGAGCCAAUCGCAACCUCCAUCGGUCUACAACGGUGGGCAGCGAGGCUCAUUUGAUGCCAUGAACCAGUACUCCUGGAACCCCAGUUAG
Fusarium vanettenii 77-13-4 is the source of this 1956-nucleotide messenger RNA. RefSeq lists its product as uncharacterized. The record is from RefSeq and is a predicted model, not a curated record. Gene Ontology annotation, cellular component: nuclear chromosome. Bases 1 to 1956 code for a protein of 651 amino acids. Lineage: Eukaryota; Fungi; Ascomycota; Sordariomycetes; Hypocreales; Nectriaceae. The transcript is spliced from 3 exons. Gene Ontology annotation, molecular function: DNA-binding transcription factor activity; DNA binding. Gene Ontology annotation, biological process: positive regulation of transcription by RNA polymerase II; meiotic cell cycle.